AUGGCAGAAAAUGUUAAUAAUUCAGAGUCAAUAAUACGAACAUGUGACAAUUAUUCAGAAUAUUGUCCUGGUUGUUAUCCAGUAUUUUCAUGGAAAUAUGUGUUAAAUUUAUUAUUAAAACUCGUCUUAUACAUAUUUGGUUAUUCAUUGUAUUCAAGAUUAUUAACAUUAUUAUUAAUAUUACAAGCAGCAGUUCUAUGGAUUGGUUAUUCAUUAAAUGUUGUUUUACAAUUAUUAUUUAUGCCAUUUUUACAUUCUAAUAAUAAAUCAUUAUCAGGAAUUAAUUUUAUAUUUUUUCUAUCAUGUUACUUUUUAUUACCUGGUAUUAUAUCAUUUUCAUCUCAUUAUUUUUGGUUUAUUAUACAAUUUGGUUUUCAUUGUUAUACAAAUGAAGAAAUUAAACGAGAACAAAUUUAUGAAGAGACAAAAUAUAAAUGUCAUUGUUGUUCUAAAGAUGGACAACAAAUAAAAUUAGUAGAUAAAAAAGAUGAUGACAAUAAUGAUGAUGCUUUAUUAUGUUUUCCACAGAAAAAGUUUACAUAUAUAUCUAUGAAAGAAAUUUAUCGUAUUAUUAUCACAUUUUGUACAACUAUUUAUAUUAUAUUUCGAAAAAUUUAUCUUUCUGAAGAUUUAUUAACUAGUUUAAUCAUAUCAUUAGGUCUUAUUCCAUUAGGAUUAAUGUGGUUUUUGCAUAUAAUGCAUUUAUUUGGUAUUUGUUCGUUCGUUAGAAAAAGUUAUUAUGCUAAAAUAGAUGAUAUCAAUAAUAAUAAUGAUAAUUUUAAAAGUCAAAUUGAUGAGAAUGAAAAAAAUUCAGAUAUACAAUAUUUUCGUAUCAUUCUAUUAUUUUCAUUCAUAAUGAUAGUAACUUUUAAUAAUCGACAAAUAAAUUUAAUGGGAUUAAAUAUACCACAUCAUGUAAUAGUACUUCUAUUAUUUUCUAUUUAUAUUUUACUAUAUAAUCAAACACCAAUAAAAAUUAUUCAUAUUGGUAUUGAUAAUAUAUGUUGUUGCUGUUAUAAUAAAAAAUCAAUUAUAGAAAAAAAUUUAUUUUAUAAACGUAAUUUUUUAGUAAAAUUAAUUGAAAGAAUUAUUCAAUCAUCAUUAACAAUGAAGAAAAAUAAACAAUUUCAUACAUAUAAAUUAUUUAUAUUGAGUAUUCUUUAUGCAAUGUUCUUAUCAUUACAUUAUAUGUUUACACAAUUUUCUAAUGAAAAAAAUACAUUAAUAAUGGGAAUCAUUGUAAAAUCGAUUCUCAUUCUACUUUGGUUACCACCUUUUUUUAAUGAAAAAACAAAUCAAGUGAUUUUAAAUAUACAAAUAAUUCUUGUACAAAUUUUAUUACUUUUAAUGUGUUUAACAUCGUUUGUGGGUGUUCUAGUUUUAUUAUAUUUUUAUGCAUUUAGAAGCUGGAUAGCUUUAAUUUGUUUACUUUUUUUAUUAGUUUAUACAAUUGUAUUAUUAGUCUAUUAUGUAGCACAUUGGGUAAAAUAUUCAUCAUCAACAAUUGCCCUAAUAAAGUGGAAAAAGAGUCAUGAAUCGAUAAGCAUUUACGUCCAUGCAUUUUCAGCAAUGUUUAUUAUACUUUCUUUAAUUGGAUUUUUUGGGUUUAGUUUUGGAAGUUCGGUUUAUGCAGAAACGAUGCAUAAUAAAGAUGACUCAUUGUUAAAUUAUAAAAAAUUAUCUGGUAAUUUUAAUACGUUUGACAAGGAUGAACAACAACAAUAUCAAAUGCAAGCAUGUUAUUGGAAAUUUAGUAAAUUUAAUAUACAAGAUAUGACCCUACUGGCUGCAUUAGCUUAUUUGCCAACAGAACAAUUAAAAUCAGAUAUAAAACAUUUUUAUCCAAAUAAUGAAUUCAUUUUUGAUGAGAAAUUUCAUAAUUGCAAAGAAUAUGGCCAUGGUGAAAUAACUUAUUAUACUCUAGAUACAUCAGAAGCAGUUAUUGUAGUUAUACGUGGUACAACAUUACUCUAUGAAUGGUUAAUUGAUUUUGAUAUAUGGACAGAAUCAUCAAUAAGUCAAAUGAUUUCAAUUUUAUUUCCAUGGUCAAGAUUAUAUCCUCGUGCUGUUCAUAAAAUAAUUGUGAAACAAAUGUCAUUAUUAGAAAAUUUCAUUAGUGAUAAUAGUAAUAAAUUAGAACAAUCAUCCAAACGUUUUUAUGUUAAACAAAUGAUUAAAAUCUUAGAACAGAUAAAUGAUAAAUAUAAGAAUAAAACAUUGAUAUUAAUUGGACAUUCACUUGGUGGUGGUCUGGCUAAACUAGCUGGUAUUGCAUUAAAUAAUACAGCAGUUAUUAUAUCAAUUAGUGGGCCGGGUGUAUCGUAUUCACGUGCUAAAUAUGAUGAAACGAAAAAUAUUCUCAUGGAUUCAAUUAAUCAACGUGUAUUUAAUAUUAUUCAUGACCGUGAUAUUGUUCCAUGGGCAGAUAAACAGGCUGGACUUAUUCAACAAAUAACGUGUCCAAAAGCAUAUAGCAGAUUACAAUGUCAUUCCAUAAAUCCAAUAUUCUGUCAUCUAUUGAAAAAUUGUGGAAAUCCAAGAAGAUUUAAAAUAAAUAAAGAAAUAUGUCAGCCAUAA
Molecule: messenger RNA, 2577 nt
Organism: Didymodactylos carnosus
Lineage: Eukaryota; Metazoa; Rotifera; Eurotatoria; Philodinida; Philodinidae
Source: the annotation of a GenBank genome assembly